CCUGACAGCCCUGCCACCCGCGGCCAGAUGUUGUUGCUGCGCCGAUGGCGGUGGUUCUCGGCGGACGUGGUGACUGGCCCGGCGGAGGCGACGGCGAUGUGCCGGACGCCAAGGAGGAGGAGGACGUCGGCGUCGCGGUCCAGGAUCACGAUGAGCGUGUGCUGCGUCGGUUCAUCGGCCAGGACGACGGGGCGGCCUGCUACGGAGGGCUGCCGUGGUGGUGCACGCCGCCGGGGCAGCCGAUGGAGGAGGCCGCGGAGGCCGCGGACCGAGAGCCCGACCGCGGCGCGCCGCUGCUGGACGCCGUUGAGCCGCUGACGCCGUCCCCGGAGACCGACCCGGACAUCCUGGAGUACCCCGCGCCGGAGCAGGUGACGUCCCUGCACUGCGCCGUGUUCCGCCAGGACCAGGCCUCCGUUGACAGGCUGCUCGCCGAGGGCGCGGACCCGGACGAGCCGGACUACGCGGGGUCCGGCGACACGCCGCUCAUGCAGGCGGCCACCGCCGGCCACCUCGGCAUCGUGAGGUCCCUGUGCGCGGCCGGCUGCAGCGUGGACGCGCGCCGGGUCAACGGCCAGUCGGCGCUGAUGCUGUGCGUGGUGUCGCGCGCGUCGCGCCGCAGCCCGCGCCUCCUCAUGCAGCUGCUCGAGGCCCUGCUCGCGGCCGGCGCCGACCCCUGCGUCCGCGAGAAGCUGCGCGGCCAGACGGCGCUGCACGCCCUCGCCAAGCUGGUGGCCGCCGACCCCGCCGAGCCGCACCUGCUCACCGCCCUCCGCCUGCUCGCCCAGCGCGCCCAGCCGCACGGCGUCAACGCGCAGGACCACCGGCGGCGCACCGCGCUGCACCACCUCGCCAGCAGGGCCUGCGCCCGCCCUGAGCCGUACGAGAUCCUGCUGGAGGCGCGCGCGGACCCGGCGCUGCAGAACGCCCGCGGCGACACGCCGCUCGUCGAGUUCCUGGAGAACGCGCCGGAGCGGGCCGAGCACGGCGAGGAGGUGGUGCGGCUGCUGUGCGGCGCGGGCGUGGCGCGGCGCAACACCCAGUACGGCGAGUCGCUGCUGCACGUGGCCGCGCGCAGGAACAGACUCGCCGCCGUGCGGGCCGCGCUGGAGGCGGGCGCCGACCCCGCGCACCAGGACCUGCGCGGCAACACGGCGCUGCACCUCGCCGCCAGCCGCGGCUACAAGGAUGUGGUGGCGGAACUCCUGGCCGUGCCGGGGUGCCCCCUGAACGCGACCAACCGAGACGGCCUCACCCCGCUUCACGUGGCCGUGGAGAGCGGCUUCGUCGACGUUGUCAACACGCUGUUGGGCGCGGAGGGCGUGGACGUGGGCCCCAGCGUCCUGGAGCUGGCCCAGCAGGAGUACCGCCUGCGCGCGCAACCGCAGCUCGCCCGCACGCUGGCCUGCGAGCUGGACCGCCGCCUCAGCAUGAGCCUGUCGCCCAGCAUGGCGCCCAGCCCCGCCAGCACGCGGCCCCCGUCUACCUGCAGCCUGGCGAGCUGCGCCACCACGGCCUGUGAGUACCUCGCGUGGCACAGCGCCCGCAGAUAGGCCGCCCAUGUGACG
Molecule: messenger RNA, 1568 nt
Organism: Frankliniella occidentalis (western flower thrips)
Lineage: Eukaryota; Metazoa; Arthropoda; Insecta; Thysanoptera; Thripidae
Product: ankyrin-3-like
Exons: 5
Coding region: 45-1553 (502 amino acids)
Molecular function (GO): protein binding
Source: RefSeq, a predicted model, not a curated record